This is a messenger RNA of Gorilla gorilla gorilla (western lowland gorilla), 1272 nucleotides long. It is a transcript of the gene ACY3, whose product is annotated as aminoacylase 3. The record is from RefSeq and is a predicted model, not a curated record. Lineage: Eukaryota; Metazoa; Chordata; Mammalia; Primates; Hominidae. The transcript has 7 exons. Gene Ontology annotation, molecular function: hydrolase activity, acting on ester bonds; aminoacylase activity. Bases 96 to 1103 code for a protein of 335 amino acids. Gene Ontology annotation, cellular component: cytosol.
GGCCCAUAAAUACCAGCCUGUCUGCGAGUUAGACGCCAGUCCUGGUGGCCCGGGAAGCCCAGAUCCGCAUCAGCGGUUCUGCACCCCACACCAGCAUGUGCUCACUGCCUGUGCCCCGGGAGCCCCUGCGUCGCGUGGCUGUGACCGGGGGCACGCAUGGCAACGAGAUGUCGGGCGUCUACCUGGCCCGGCACUGGCUGCAUGCCCCCGCAGAGCUGCAGAGAGCCAGCUUCUCCGCUGUGCCUGUGCUGGCCAACCCGGCAGCCACAUCCAGCUGCCGCCGCUAUGUGGACCACGACCUCAACCGCACCUUCACCAGCAGCUUCCUCAAACUGACUGAGACUGUGAAGAUCGGUGUCCCCCAUUCCCGUCUCCACAGUUCCAGGCCCACUCCGGACGACCCAUACGAGGUAACAAGAGCCCGAGAACUGAACCAGCUGCUGGGGCCCAAGGCCUCGGGCCGGGCCUUUGACUUUGUCCUUGACCUGCACAACACCACGGCCAACAUGGGCACCUGCUUAAUCGCAAAGUCCUCCCACGAAGUCUUUGCCAUGCACCUGUGCCGCCAUCUGCAGCUGCAGUACCCCGAGCUGUCCUGCCAGGUCUUCCUGUACCAGCGGUCUGGGGAGGAGAGCUACAACCUGGACUCCGUGGCCAAAAAUGGAUUGGGUCUGGAGCUGGGCCCCCAGCCACAGGGCGUGCUGCGGGCUGACAUUUUCUCAAGGAUGAGGACCCUGGUGGCCACAGUUCUGGACUUCAUCGAACUCUUCAACCAGGGUACGGCCUUUCCUGCCUUUGAGAUGGAAGCCUAUAGACCCGUGGGCGUCGUGGACUUCCCCCGCACCGAGGCCGGGAACCUGGCAGGCACUGUGCAUCCUCAGCUGCAGGACCGAGACUUCCAGCCACUGCAGCCUGGUGCUCCCAUCUUCCAGAUGUUCAGUGGGGAGGACCUGCUCUAUGAGGGAGAGUCCACGGUGUACCCCGUGUUCAUUAACGAGGCUGCCUACUAUGAGAAGGGCGUUGCCUUUGUCCAGACUGAGAAGUUCACAUUCACCGUGCCUGCCAUGCCUGCGCUGACCCCUGCCCCGAGCCCAGCUUCCUAACCCAAGCCACACCUCCCCAACCUCAGUCUUCCCAUCUGAACGAUGGGUCCUGAGGCACAGCUCUGAGCACAGAGGUCCCUUCUGCCACCUACCAUGCACCAUGUUCCUUUCCAGGCCUCCCCAACCCCUGGCCUCAGUUUCCCUUUCUAUAAAAUGGAAGAUGUCCAGA